CAAAUCCUACUGCAUGUAUGAAAUUUUUGGUUAUUUAAUUCUAAUAAAAUAUACAAGUUAAAGAUGACUCGAGCAAACAUAGAACUGGGGAAUGUAACUCCACACAACAUUCAACAACUGAAGAGGUUAAACAGUGUGGUGUUUCCUGUGUCUUACAACGACAAAUUCUACAAAGAUGUGCUAGAAGCAGGGGAAUUAGCAAAACUAGCUUAUUACAACGAUAUAGUCGUCGGAGCUGUCUGUUGUCGGAUUGAUACAUCGGAAAAGUCAAGAAGAUUGUAUAUUAUGACUUUGGGAUGCCUGUAUCCAUACCGUCGGCUUGGUAUUGGGACUUUGAUGGUCCAGCAUGUCCUAAACUACGUUGAGCAAGAUGGAAACUUUGACAGCAUAUUUUUGCAUGUACAGGUAAACAAUGAAGGAGCAAUAGACUUUUACAAAAAAUUUGGUUUUGAAAUUGUUGAAACCAAAGAACAUUACUACAAGAGAAUAGAACCUGCCGAUGCUCAUGUUUUACAGAAAACAUUACGUCAGGGGCAACAGAAUGGCACUGUUGAAUAAAGUAGAGUUAGUUUAUUUAAAAUUAUUGUAUUUAUCACCAUCAAAAGUUUUGUUACAGUAUUUUUAUUGAUUGUUUUUGUAUUAUACAACAGCAUAUUGUUUUUAUUUUGUUUCUGUACAUACUGAUAAUAAAGUCAGGUCCAC
Messenger RNA from Brassicogethes aeneus, 702 nucleotides. Lineage: Eukaryota; Metazoa; Arthropoda; Insecta; Coleoptera; Nitidulidae. The record is from the annotation of a GenBank genome assembly.